GACGAGCAGGCGGCGGCGGCGGCGGCGGCGGCGGAGGGGGGCAAGGCCGGCGCGGCCCCGCCGGAGCGGACCUGGCUGGCCUGGCGACCCCGGCUCCGCACGCUCCUGCUGGACCUCGUCCUCAUCUACGUGUCCGUGCCCUUCCUCAUCCGCCUCUUCCCCGUGCUGCUCACCAAGUUCGUCUUCCUCAACUUCCUGGCGUUCCCCUACUUCGCCGACCUCCGGCGGCCGGAGCUGCUGCUCAACAACACCGUGAGCUUCUAUCUCGCCACCGAGCCCGACGUGACCGUCGGCGUCUGGCACACGGUGCCGAGCAGCCGGGCGGCCGAGGCCCGGGGCAAGGAGCGCGGCUGGUACGAGGAGGCGCUGGCGGACGCGCACCCCGUCAUCAUCUACCUCCACGGCAACGGCGGGACGAGGGCCGCGAGUCACCGCGUGCAGUUCAUGAAGCUCAUGGGCACCGCCGGCUUCCACGUCCUGGCCCUCGACUACCGAGGCUACGGGGACUCCGGCGGCCACCCCACCGAGAGCGGCUUCACCACCGACGUGCUGGCCCUCUACGACUGGGUGAAAGCGCGGAGCAGCACCAGCGCCGUCAUCUUCUGGGGACACUCCUUGGGCACCGGGAUAGCAACCAACGCCGCCAGGAAGCUGCAGGAGGACAGAGGGCUCCAGGUUGAUGCUGUGGUCUUGGAGUCGCCCUACACCAACAUCCGCGACGCGGCCGCCCACAUCCCCAUCACCAAGAUUUACCGCCGCUUCCCGGGCUUCGAGUACCUCAUCCUGGAUUCGAUGGCUCUGGGUGACAUGUUCUUCCGCAGCGACGAGAACGUGAAGUUGCUGUCCUGCCCGCUGCUCAUCCUGCACGCCGAGGACGACGCCGUCCUACCCCCGCAGCUGGGCCGCAAGCUCUUCGAGGCCGCGCGCGGCGCCUACGCCGACGAGAGCAAGGUGAAGUUCGUCACCUUCCCCGCGGAGCUGGGCCUGGGCCACGACUACAUCUCCUCCAACCCGGAGCUGCCCGGCCUCGUCAAAGACUUCUUGAACAUCGAGUGACGCCACGGGCAGAGCGAACGCGCCGCCUCCCCCCAGCACUCGCCGCGGCGCAGAACCUCCUCCGGAUGUAAUAAAAAAAAAAGGGGGGGGGGGGGAAAAAAAAAACCUAUCGCGAGACUUUCCAACCCACCUGCUGCCUCGGGGGUGCCGCUGCGGGUUGCUCCCGUCCGGCCCACCACGAGCUGGGGCUGGCCGCGAGCCGGGCGUUGGAACGGUUUCGCUUUCUGUGCCCCGUGCGAGUUAAUAAAAAAAGAACAAAAA
Molecule: messenger RNA, 1317 nt
Organism: Rhea pennata
Lineage: Eukaryota; Metazoa; Chordata; Aves; Rheiformes; Rheidae
Gene: ABHD12B
Product: abhydrolase domain containing 12B
Exons: 13
Biological process (GO): phosphatidylserine catabolic process; monoacylglycerol catabolic process
Cellular component (GO): endoplasmic reticulum membrane
Molecular function (GO): phosphatidylcholine lysophospholipase A1 activity; monoacylglycerol lipase activity
Source: RefSeq, a predicted model, not a curated record